Messenger RNA from Alosa alosa (allis shad), 7345 nucleotides. RefSeq lists its product as uncharacterized. Bases 169 to 7080 code for a protein of 2303 amino acids. The transcript has 23 exons. The record is from RefSeq and is a predicted model, not a curated record. NCBI's taxonomy places the organism in Eukaryota, Metazoa, Chordata, Actinopteri, Clupeiformes, Clupeidae. Gene Ontology annotation, cellular component: nucleoplasm. Gene Ontology annotation, biological process: negative regulation of gene expression, epigenetic.
GGGAGGAAGUCACAAAAUGGCAGACUUUGACUCAAGCUACUUCCUAAGUUUCUGUUUCUAUUUUGCUAUCUCUGGUUUCGAUUGAAAAAUCUGGCGGGGAACGCCACUAUUUAAAUAUCACAAGUUGAAGAUGAGAGUAUUCUCUGAUGGCUGCGGACUGUAAAGAAAAUGGGGUUGGACGAAGCUAUGGAACGAGACGACAGAGCAAAAGAAGGUCUUAUGGAGCUUGUUCUUCCUGGUUCCACAGCAUUCGAUGAUGGAAUUCUCCCGCCUCUGCACAACUCUUACCUGUAUGAUGACUCUAGGAAGUUGUUUAUGUAUAGUUCUGCACGCCUCAUAAAGAAUGUGGCACUUCAGACACGAUAUGCAGCCUUUCGAGCAGAGAAGAAAGAAUGUGGUUACACAGAGAAAGAACUGGAAGAGACCUUUGGGUUCCUGUUGUUUGACGAUGAAAAAAAGGCCACUGAACUUGGAGAUAGUGGACUUCUUACGGGACACAGCACGUGUUCAACACUUGGGGAUCCCUCAAAGGGUGUGUAUGUAUCUAAAUACUCAGACUGCUUGGACUUCAAGCCAUGGUACAGUGGGAAAUCAGGUCACAUAGCCAUCAUCAAGCUCACCAAGGGCCGAGUGAAAGAGGUAACGGAGAACUACACCCUAAAAUUCACGCCUCCGACCCAGGGGUUUGACUGCCACGAGUCGGAGCAGAUAAAAACAGUCACAGCUGCCACCAGUUCAUUCUUGGCUUUGGAAAGGACACAGUAUUACAUGUACGAGAUUUUGAGUAGAAGCGAAGUAGCAGAAAAGUGCCCACGGCAUGUGUACCCAUUUGCGAUUGUGGAAUUCUCUUAUGGCCAAGCAGAGACCGCCAGCCCAGAGAUAACAGAGGAAAGUGAUGAGAGAACUGUGUCGUUUGACUACAAACCUUGGACAGGCCAGCUGUCGAUUGAGUCCUUUGUGUUCGACAUUGGACUGAAGUCCCACAGUGGAGCUUUGAUACCAGCAAAACUCCCAGAGAUGCUGAGUGUGAAGAGUGUGAUCAGCAUUCCAGACCUGAAGGCACUGUUACCAAAGGAAGUGUUUGAAACCUGUUUUUCUGGAGACAUUUUUGUGGGAGGAAAAUGCUGCAGUCUUUACGAGGUGAUCCCUACGGAUGAGGAUGAGUCCUCCCUUACUCUCCUCAUCGACGAGUUGAAAGAGAAAGAAUUGGCCCUUGUUUUUCUGUUGAGUGAUUCUGGAGUCUUUGUUAUAUUACAUUCAACAUACUUCUUAUCUUAUGAAGAUGCGAGUUCCGAGGAAAUUGAGGCUUUGUAUGGUCUGUUCAUAUUCCCGGAUUCACACACAAUACAGAAAGAUACCAAGAGUAUGCAGAAAAAAUCAGCGCUGUCAUCAAGGGUUAGCCGAGUCCUUCCGGCCUUAAACUACGCAGAGACCGAAGUUGAAAAGUCUGCUCCAGAUCAGCACAGGGAAAUCCGGGCACUGUUCGAGCAGCAUCUGAAGAACUACGGGACUCUAAUCCAGCCAGGGAUGCAGAACAGCCCUCAGAGAGAAGCCAGCAUGUUCCCAGACCAGUACGAUGUCCCCUGCGUUUUCAAGCAGCUCUUCCCACUGCCCAAGUGGACGGACGUCGCCAGGCUGAAGGUGACGAUGUACUUCGAGGAUCCCAGUUCGUUCGAGAUCCCUGUGAAAAGGGCCUCGGAGCUGAUGCACCAGCAGCAGAACAGGGAUGACCCGGAUGAUGAGGUGUACUACUACAUCUCAUCCCCGGAACCGGAAGAUGUGUCCGACACUCCGGUCACCACCAGCACAGACACCCAUCUAGAACCGGAGGACAACGUACCCACAGGCGUACUUUCUGAUGUUGCUGCAGAUGAUUCAACUGAAGAAAGCGCCUGUCUGUCUAAUAAGCCGAGGUGUACUGUUCUUUUGGAAGAUGUUGUGAAGACAAACACAAUAGUAUCUUCCCAAGAACAAGAGACAGUCAGUCCCCAGUCCACAGUGCCUAACAGGGUUGAGUCCUCUGAUAGACUAUCACCAGAGAAUCACUAUGGCGACUAUCCAGAGGACUCUCCUAUGUCUGAGCUUGCUACAGGAGAGGACAAUAGUAUUUCUGACUCAGAAGCUCCUGGUACUCCACUUAAGGGGAAGAAACCCCCCCAAGGUGAUGACACAGACAGCUGUGUAGGGUCUGUUGAGUCUGCCACAGAUAAGUUGCCAGAGAAUAACGGUCAACCAUGUUCAUUACCCGCAUCAGAAUGUAUGCAGUCUGCUGAUUUGGCUAAGGACUUGCCCAAUGCAGAGGAAGAUGCCAGCAGUUCACUCUGUAAGAAGUUAGAGAAACCUCUAGAAGAAGGGACCGAUGACUCUGCAGCAGUGACCUGUCAGAGCGACACUGCAAAGCCUCACUCUGAGUCUGAUCAGACGACAGAUAUCUGUGAACAAAGUCUAGCAGAAACUAACAGCAAGUCACUCUUAGAAGGACAGAAAGUCCUAGAGGUAGUAGACAAUGUCUCCGUUAUAUCUGGUAAGCCUUCCUCCACUCCGAAAGGGCUAAUGAAGGACAAUGAGUCUGGAAUUCGCACAGGAAAAGCCCUGAGUGUUGUAGAGGCAAAAAUCACCAGUGCAACUGACACUGUCGGCAGCCUUGAUGCGCCUGCAGAGAUGCCAAUAAAAGAUUGUGGUAAAGACAACCCACCGUCUGACCAAAAUCCCAGUGAUGACCUGUCUAAAUCAAAUCAAGAGGAAGAUUCAAGAAGUCCAUUUGUUUUAUUAACAGAGAAACCUUCAGAGGCUGAUGACGACGGCCUUACUGCUACUUUACCUGUUGUCGUUGACUCGUCCACAGUAGUGUCAGUGGAGUGUCACAAGUCAGAGUUGUCUUUGGACUCUGCGGAUGUGGUUUCUGAGAGUAAGGAGCAAGAAAAGCCAGACUCUAAUUGUAUUAAGCACGAUGCAUCUAAGAACCUAUGUUCAUCUAAAACAGAAGACAGCCCUGUCACUUCAGUCAUUGCAGAGUCCAAGGAACCUCUGGAAACAGAUGUCAAUGGCCCCACUGACACCCUAGUUGGGGGUCCUUCCUCUGCAAAAAUAGCAGCUGAUGUAAGUGAGAAGGAGAACUCUUCAGAGAAAAUGUCACCAGUGGCUGUUUCUAAAUCAAGUACAGACAAAGUACCCUCAACUCAACUUGAUCUAUGUGCAGAUAAGCCUCUAGAAUUGCAGGCUACCAGUGUGCCUUCUAAUCCAACUGAGGCAGGUGACUCUACUGCAGAGGUAUCAACAGAAAACAAUUAUUUGCAGGAUUCAUCGACAGUCUCAGACGGGCCUUCUGUUUCCCCCAGUACAGAAGUAGUGAAAACUAGACUAGCAUCAGAAGUUGGCAGCCUUUGUACUGACCACCUUCUUGCAGGGGGCAAUUCCCCUGCAGAGACAUUAAGGGAAAAGGAUGGUUCUGAGGAGGCAGUCUCUGAAUUGAGUCUAUCUAAUACUGAGGUAAGCAAAGAUGGAGUAAAACCAGCACUGUCUUUGACAGUUAAGUCUGACCAGUCAGCAGGUGAUCGCAACUCAGAAGUGAUGUCUUCAGAGAUACUUCAGUCUGCUGAACAAGAAGGUUUACUGAAGCCUGAACCUGCUCUGGUCGCCUUCCCUGGAGAGUGUACAUCAUCCAUCACUCCAGUUGUUGUCUCAACAGACCAUGACCAAGGGGUGGACGGGGAUUUGAAUGGUACAAAAUUGCCACCCAGUUCAGGUGCUGCAGAGGGGAUGACUGACAACAGAGCACCCAAUGUCAGUCCAAAACCUUCGGUUCAGAAUGAAACUGGUAAUGACAAACUUCCUGAAACAGAUAAAGCUCCAGUCAAACCAGACUGGAGGACUCUGCCUCGUCGUCGCGGCAGAAGACCUAAGCAGCUGCGAAGAAUCCUGCCAAAGAUAGCCUCAAAACAACAAACAUCACCUAGUAUCAGUCCAACCACCCUUGUUCCAACAGAAACUGACAAAAUUGAGCAUAAGGGAGAGGUACAGGAACUACCCUCUUUAGAAAAUGACCGUUCAAGUUUGUUAAAGCAGAAAAAUGAUGUUUUGCCUCAUGUGGAAGAGGUUGUUUCAUUGAUUAAAAAGGUGGUGCCCUUUGAAAGUUGGGAGCAUAAUUAUUCUCAGUGUGUAAAGGGCACCGCAAACCAGAUGUCUGAAACCUCCACGGAGAUAUCUCCCUCUGGCAAAGGAAAGGAGGGAAAGACCCCUCGCAAACGCAAUAGGAAGGAACAUCGGAAGCUGGCUUCACAAGACUGUAUAUCAAAGCAGGGUGGGGACGAACCCUCUGUGGAGAUUAUUAUUGAGUCCAAACAAGUCCACCGCCUUAAAAGAAAAUUAGACCUAGACAAUUUGAACCAUGACCUAAAGACUGUCAUCACAGAUUGUGGGAAUGUGUUUGUACCCCACGGUUCAGAAAUGCUCCCUCAGGAUGUGGAGUUAGUAAGGAAGAGGCAUAAAUCGGCAGACUGUGGAAAGGGAUUGAACAGAACAAGGUCCGAACCAGGAUCAGUGUCCCAUACAGGGUCACCGGACUCUCCAAGACAUCCACUUACUGGUAAGGGUAAACCUAAAGAGUGCCUUACACUAAAGGACACAAAAGAUUCCCUUUUACAGACGUUAGAUGGAGGGGUAGGUCUCAAACAAAACCGACGGUUAAGUGACCAUCUCCAUUGUUCAGUGAAUGUAUCGGCCUUUCAGGUUGCUCAAACAGAUAACAAUGCUGCUGUACAAAAAGGGGAGUUGGAGAUAAUUCCCACUUUCGUGUUAGAGUUGGAUAGUAACAACCAGACUUCAGUAACUGUUACAGAACAAGAAAAUCUGAUUGAGGAAACUGAUGGAAAUAUUGCCCUUUUGAGUUCUGCAACCAUGGAGUCAUCCGUCAAUAUUGGUGCAGAUGGCCUUCAGGAAACAAAAUCAGACCGGACCACUGAGUCCGAUUGCAAAGGACCUCACAAACCCAAGAGGAAGAAAAGUGCGACGUACACAGUAAUUCCCAUCAGUGAGCUAAAAACAGUGUUCAGGGCAGGGAAAAGGAGUAGCUUAUCAGAUCCAGAGUGUCCAAAAGGACUUGAUCUCAGUUGCUCUAAACCUGACUCCAAGAGACUUAAAAGUUGUGGCGAAGUUAAGAACAAGAUGGAUGUCAACGUCUCUGAUGAGGGCAGUGAGGAAUCUAACCCUGCCUCAAUAGCAGGUUGUGACCUGGGCAAAGAAUCAUUGUCUAAUGAUGUAGUGCCUUCAUCUGAAAUGGCAUCAACAAGUACAAAGAAAUAUAACAAGCUGUUGAAGAAAUGGCAGAAAAUUAAUGCCAAAGACAUCUUCAGAGACCAAGGUGCACCCUCGAACCCUUCCGCCCCCUCGGAUCUCCUCAACAUCGCAUGUCCAGAGGAACUGCAAGGAUCGGAGGACGGCAUACUGGUACAGAUCCAGCUCGAGUCCGUCAACGAGUCCUUGGGCCAGAGGAAGACUGUCAGAGGAGGAAGGCUAGAGGAGGCUGCAGGGCCGUCCUCCUGCAAGAAGCCUUGCAUGCCCGGUUUCCGAAGGCAGAGGGAAAUUGUUCAAAAGGGCGAAUCGAUUGAAAUUUCAAGGCAGUGGAAGGAGACGUAUGACUUCAGUCUGGACAGCAAGUUCAGAAAAAACUCUCGUGAUGAGACGGUGUUGAGAGCACUACAUGGCCCUUGGGAUUUCAACGUCACCGACUCGGACGAAGAGAUUCACCUCAUCUUCCACAUGUGGAUCGGCCUGUUCUACAGCAAGUCCGCUCCUCGUUUCUUUCACCUGGACUCAGACUUCUCUCUACCUGAGGAGGAUGUCGGAGGAGAAAAAUCACCCCGGGACGGCCAUUUACAACUCGAGCUUUCAAAAGUCAGCGCCACGAGUACCCCCAGAGGAACCUCCAGCAUGUUCGCAAAGGCCUUGCCACCGUGCAUGCCGCCAUUUGAAGAUGAGUGCUCGAAGGCGUCUGCUUCAGAGCCACAGCCUUGGCCUGAGAGCCCUUCAUGUGAGGUGUUGGACCUUUCUCUGAAAAGCUGCAAGGCUAUGGACCUGACCAGUACCCCAAAGACCCCAGGAGUGGAAUCCGCCAGUGAUGCGGGUGCUGGACAGUCAGGCGAGUACUGCGAAGGUCCCCUGGAUUUGCGGAUUGAGCCUGUCUGCGCAAGGACACAACCUCAGUUGAAAGUUGCUGAAGAGACCUGCGACUCUGUAAGAACUAUGGAUGAUAGCAAAAACACUACGACUGAUGUAAUCUGUACAAACAUGGACACUUCCUGUCAGAGUGACCUUUCUGAAAAGGCAAAUGUGGACUUUUUUGAUCGUCUUCGUGAGGAUCAGAACCCUGUUGUCACACAGGACGGAGAGAUUAAGUACAGAUUCUUUAUCCUGGCGACAUCUGAAGAUCCCUUUUUCAGAGAAACAAAGGAGCGCCUGGAGUCGGAUGGCCACGUGGCUGUGGAGCCGCACCAGUUUGAACUGGACACACGCGGCCCCUCCUCACCUCUGCUCAUCAUCGUGAGGAAUGAAGACAUCGCUGAGCAUAUCUGUGAGAUUCCUCACCUUCUGGAGUUGAAAAAGUCUUCUGGUGUCGUGUUCGCUGGCAUCGAUCGACCUGAUGACAUCCAGAAUCUCACCCACGAGGAGCUCUUUUCCAAGGGUGGAUUUCUGAUGUUUGACGCAACAUCCCUAAAGAAACUGACCUUAGAGAGCAUGAAGAGCACCGCGGCCUUCCUGGAGGAGCUGAGCAGAAAGGGGAAGUGGAAAUGGUGUCUGCACUACAGAGACAGCCGAGGCCUCAGAGAGGACGCACGCACCAACGAGGACGCUCGUGGCAAGAAGCAUUUCCUGGAUUCCUGCCAGGAGGCGGGGCUUGUGGAGGUGCUACCCUACCAUGACUGUGAUGUCAUGUCCCAGGAGCGUCCAAACUACUUGCACUGCUUGGUGCGUCUCCAAGUUCAGAACGCAACCAGGAGGUUUCCCGUUUUUAUCACAGACACAGCUGAUGAAGCAUACAGGAAGAGUGGGAUUUUUACAUUGACGGACACUUUCGCAAUAUAAAUCUCCUUAAUGAUGAAUGAUUGUUUUUUUUUUAUUUCUUUUAUACGUAUUAAAAAUGUGUAAAAGUGUUUGCCAGUGCAUUUGUAAUAUUCAGACAUACUGGCUUAAAUCGGCCAACACACGUUGAGGGCAUCCUCUCUCAUAUUUUAUUAAUUUAUUUUUUAAACUACAAAGGUAAGUUAGAGACGUGACAACCUGGCAAAAUAUGUGAACUUGUACUUUCAAUAGAAAUGAAAAUCAUUAAAAAAAAACCUGCUUUGUAUGA